Blastomyces dermatitidis ER-3 is the source of this 351-nucleotide messenger RNA. RefSeq lists its product as uncharacterized. Lineage: Eukaryota; Fungi; Ascomycota; Eurotiomycetes; Onygenales; Ajellomycetaceae. Bases 1 to 351 code for a protein of 116 amino acids. Gene Ontology annotation, biological process: regulation of transcription by RNA polymerase II. Gene Ontology annotation, cellular component: mediator complex. The transcript is spliced from 4 exons. Gene Ontology annotation, molecular function: transcription coregulator activity. The record is from RefSeq and is a predicted model, not a curated record.
AUGGACCCUCAGCAACCCACAUCCCGGGCUUUGCAAGCCCGCAUAAACACCAACGUCGCGCAGCUGCUACAACGAUUCGAGAAUAUCAUGGCAACCGCAACGGUCGAUAAUACAAGCUUCACAUCCACAGCCAUCGAAACAUAUCAACUCGACGUCGAGUCUACUGCUCUUAUUCGCGCCGCGGAAGAUAUCCUCUCGUUAACACGGACAAUGAAGGAAGCAUGGCUAUUUGGCAAAUUAGACACCCUGGGUGAGGAUGAGAGGGAUGUACAAAGGAGGGAGGGUCUAGAGAGGGAUGCGCAAGCGGUCAAGAAUGCCAUUGAGAAGGGGGGCGUGUUGUCAAUGGAAUAA